Ostreobium quekettii is the source of this 459-nucleotide messenger RNA. NCBI's taxonomy places the organism in Eukaryota, Viridiplantae, Chlorophyta, Ulvophyceae, Bryopsidales, Ostreobiaceae. The record is from the annotation of a GenBank genome assembly.
AUGCACUUCAUGACUGCAUCGCUCCACCACAUCAGAGUCGUCAAAGCUGUAAUGAAAAUGCAGAAUCGGGGAUGCCCUCGGGUGUUUCAAUAUGCGAAUUCCCUUGGCUUUGGUUCCAAUGCUCUGCUGCAAAUGAGCCAACCCGAUGUUCCAUCAGUUGUCUUACCCGCCUUCUGCACCAUUGUCAAGCAUGCUCACCAGCUGUGUUUUAGUCUGUGUAAGCAUUUGUCUAUUGAACUACGUUAUGAAUUUGAUGAAUCUCUGCCCUUGGGGGCACCCGUUGCACCUUUGGGGACGAUGGCAGGCACUGUUGAGAGCCACAAGUUUUGUCUUUUUGCCCCUUCUUCACUAAGGAUGGUGUUGGAGAGCACAUGGAAUCUCUUGGAACUGCCUAGGUCAGCAUCCUAUUGUUGUUCGUUGUGUGUCCAGCAUACAGACCACCACAACAGCCACCCCUGA